Messenger RNA from Symbiodinium sp. CCMP2456, 844 nucleotides. NCBI's taxonomy places the organism in Eukaryota, Dinophyceae, Suessiales, Symbiodiniaceae. The record is from the annotation of a GenBank genome assembly.
GAAGCGCCCGGGGCUCUCUGGCCUUCCAUUUAGCACCAUGGCUGGGAAAAGGAGCGGCAAGAAGCUCGUGACGAAGUCCGCCACCAAGAAGGAUAAGAAGCAGAAGGAGCAAUUGAUGAAGGGAAUCCGGGAGAACAACAAGCGGUCGGAGGACCUCGCCCACAAAACCAACUUGGAGGAGCUCAUGGAAUGGCUGGAGGGCCAUCCCGAGGCCACCAGUGCCAUGUUGUGUCAGGUCCGGGCUGGGUCGUGGGACAGCGGAUCCGAGAGCGAAGAGGAGGAGCGUGUCCCGGCCUAUCAGAACAAACUCAAUGUCCUCAGCAAGGAAAACAUCUUCAAGAUCGUGUCCUCCUUCAGCAAGGUCCUCUCUGGGUGGUUGCAGGGCCUUCCGAAGAAGACACAAAAGGGGGAGCUCGGUGCGGUGUUGGCGUUCUUGACGCACAUGGAGCCGACGAGCGCCUUGCCCACCAAAGCGAUGGUGGCCUUGCAAAAGUACCUCGGAGAGCGCUGGGACCGACAUGGACAGCGAGGUGAGGCAUGGCUGAAGGAGAAGGCCGAUGAGGGCGACAAGUGCCCCCCCCUGGAGGACUUCUGGGCGGCAAACAGCUACUGGUGCCUGCUGAACAAGGAGACCGUGACCGUGAGGUACAUCCCCCAGAAGCUCGACCUGGCCAUCCCGGAGUACAUGCAGUCGGAGAAGGAACUGGUGACGCUUAACCUCGGGGGCCUUUGCAAGGCCCUCCAGAAGGACAAGAUGCUCACAGGCACGGGCAACUUCGACGAGGAAGAUGAUGAAGAGGAGCCUGACCUCGAAAACCCGGAGGAGAAUGAGGCUGAGGACUGA